Messenger RNA from Larimichthys crocea (large yellow croaker), 1296 nucleotides. RefSeq names its product CD276 antigen homolog. The record is from RefSeq and is a predicted model, not a curated record. The transcript has 5 exons. Gene Ontology annotation, cellular component: external side of plasma membrane. Bases 305 to 985 code for a protein of 226 amino acids. NCBI's taxonomy places the organism in Eukaryota, Metazoa, Chordata, Actinopteri, Sciaenidae. Gene Ontology annotation, biological process: immune response; T cell costimulation; cellular response to lipopolysaccharide.
GCUCAGGACACAGUUUGUUUUCCACGUGAUUUUCCUGCUGCCAGUUUCAUCUGAAAACAUCAACAUCAAUGGAACCAGAGGAGCUCCGGUUUUCUGGACAUGCUUUUACACCUCCAUCGAGCCGUUUUAUCCUAAGGAAUACUAUAUAUUCUGGCAGGGCCAACAUGAAUCAAAUAUUGUUGUACACGCUUGGUCAAAAGGAAAACAAGAGUCUAAAUAUCAAACGCCGUCCUUUAGAAACAGGACUAAAAUCUUCCCUGAUCAGUUAUCUUCUGGAAACCUCUCCCUUGUAAUAGAGCCUCUGAUGUUGGAAGAUGACCAGCUCUCCCUUGAGGUUACUGUGUCAGGAAACAAACCAACAAAGAAGCUCUGCCAGAUGACUCUCUAUAUAGCAGCUCCUUUCCAGGAACCUAACAUUGAGAUAAACAAAACAGAGAUGACUGCAACCUGCAGCACAAAGGGAGGUUACCCUAAACCUGAACUCAAAUGGAGCUCUGGGGAUGGAGGAACUGGACUGGAACCACGUGAAUUAGAAACCAAUAUUACUGUUGAAGAAGACGCCACCUACAGCAUUAGCAGCACCGUCAACAUCACAGGGUUUCAGAAGGUGACCUGCAGAGUUUACAACCCAACUUCAAACCAGACUCUGAGUGCAACUAAAGACAUCCAGGAGAGUCCAGCAAACAGACACCAUAUAUGGAUAAUAGGUGUUGUACCCUUCAUCAUCUUCAUCAUUGUUUGUAUGAGGCUGAUUAUCCUGCGCUCAAAAAGUCAACAGCGGCCACCUGCCCCACCUGCAGAAGGUGAAUCCUUAGCUGAAAGAAUUGCCUACCAUGCUCCAAGCAUGUCAUCAAGAAGUGGAUCUGAUAGUAAUGACUCAAUUAAUCAAGCUGUGGUCCACCGUUCCCCUGCUGCAAGAAGGGAUAGAGCUGCUGCUGAUGGUGCUGAUGGAGUUGGUGCAGAGCAGGAAACACAGUUUAAUUGAAAUGCAGGUGGAGCAAGCAGCUCAGAAAAUGGUAAGGACAAAUAACAGACAGCAGUAUGAAUGAAAACUGACAUCCGAGCUGAAGCAGGUAGUGAGUGAAAAACAGGAGGUAAAGAACUACCACACAAAGACGACAUCACCCAGUGAUUCAUUCAGAGGUUUUUGAAUGGACCAACCACAAGAUGUUGUCAUUAUUAUUAAAUCAUUCUUGUGAUUGUGAACCGUAUGAUUGUACGAUUUACAUAAAUCAUUUGCUAACCAUGGUAACACUUCACGUGGAUCUUCUGUUGUGUAUCUCUUACUCUGUUUAC